AUGGAAUCACAACAUGAAGUUUUGAUUUUGCAUACUGAAGUUAGGUGGUUAAGCAGAGGAAAAGUCUUGAAUCGAGUUUUAGAGCUUAAAUGCGAAUUGUUAGCAUUUUUUCAAGGAGAAGGUGCAGUAACAGAUAAAUUUGCAAUAUAUUUAGAAAAUAAUAUUUGGCUUGCCAAAUUAGGACAUUUGACUGACAUUUUUAAAUACCUCAAUAAUAUUAACACGAGUGUCCAAGGAAAAUCUGAAAAUAUUUUGUCUUGUACUGAAAAAUUCUCAGGGUUUCAAAAGAACAUAUCUCUUUGGAAAAAUCGCAUAUUAGAAAAAGGUACAUUGGAUAUGUUUCCCAGUAUUUGCGCAAAUAUUGAAGAGAUGAAAUCCGUUAUCAUUGAACAUUUGACGCUAUUAGAAGAAAAAAUUGAUCACUACUUUCCUUCCCUAAAUACAGAUAAUUACGAUUGGAUUCGAAAUCCUUUUAUCUCGAUUAAUAUGUCGAAAUACCAGCUAUCAUUACAAGAGGAAGAAGAGUUAGUAGGCUUAUCAACGGAUCGCACUCUGAAACUAAAGUUUUCUGAAAUGUCACUUGAAGAAUUUUGGAUUUCUGUGCAAGCUGAAUAUCCACUUCCUUCUACAAGAGCAUUAAAGGUAUUACUACAGUUUGCAACUUCAUACUUGUGUGAAUUAUGGUUUUCAACUUCACAAACAUAA
Diabrotica virgifera virgifera (western corn rootworm) is the source of this 705-nucleotide messenger RNA. RefSeq names its product zinc finger BED domain-containing protein 5-like. The transcript has a single exon. Bases 1 to 705 code for a protein of 234 amino acids. The record is from RefSeq and is a predicted model, not a curated record. NCBI's taxonomy places the organism in Eukaryota, Metazoa, Arthropoda, Insecta, Coleoptera, Chrysomelidae.